AUGGCUGUGAGAAACCAGACUGUGGUGACUGAAUUCACCCUCGUCUCCUUUCCCACUGUCCAGGAGCUUCAGAUCUUGCUAUUUGUUGUUCUCCUGCUGAUUUAUACACUCACCAUAACAGGAAACAUUGUCAUCAUUUCCUUAAUAUGGACUGAUAAUCAUCUCCAAACCCCAAUGUACUUCUUCCUCAGUAAUUUGUCAUUUUUGGAUAUUUUAUUCACAACUACUAUUGCCCCAAAGUUGCUAGUUUGCCUCUUAGAGGAGAAGAAAACCAUAUCUUUUGCAGGCUGCAUCAUCCAAACCUAUUUCUACUUCUUUCUUGGGACAGUGGAGUUUAUCCUCUUGGCAGUGAUGUCCUUUGACCGCUAUGUGGCCAUCUGUAACCCCCUGCGCUACACCAUCAUCAUGAACAGCAGGGUCUGUCUCCUGCUGGUUCUGGGCUGCUGGCUGGGGGCCUUCCUGUCAGUGCUCUGCCCAACUAUUAUAGUAUCCAGACUGCCUUUUUGUUAUAAGGAAAUUAGUCACUUCUUCUGUGACAUUGCCCCUCUGCUACAGGUGGCCUGCACAGAUACUCAUUUCCUUGAGAUGAUAAACUUCCUCUUAUCUUGUCUCAUUCUGCUGACCUCACUGGUGCUCACCACCGUGUCCUACACCUACAUCAUUUCUACCAUCCUGCGCAUCCCCUCGGCCCAAGGACGUCAGAGAGCCUUUUCCACCUGUGCUUCUCACAUCACUGUGGUCUCCAUGGCCUACGGGAGCAACAUCUUCGUGUAUGCAAGGCCCAGCCAGAAUCACUCCCUGGAUCUUGACAAGAUAGCCGCUGUCCUCAUUACCAUAGUGACCCCUCUUCUGAACCCCUUCAUUUAUAGCUUGAGGAAUGAAAAAGUAAAGGAAGUCUUGAGAAAGUCAAUUAUCCGGAUAGUUCCACCACGUUCCAAAGGAGCAUGA
Hippopotamus amphibius kiboko is the source of this 948-nucleotide messenger RNA. Its product is annotated as olfactory receptor 6M1-like. NCBI's taxonomy places the organism in Eukaryota, Metazoa, Chordata, Mammalia, Artiodactyla, Hippopotamidae. Gene Ontology annotation, molecular function: G protein-coupled receptor activity; olfactory receptor activity. Gene Ontology annotation, cellular component: membrane. The coding region runs from base 1 to 948 and encodes 315 amino acids. Gene Ontology annotation, biological process: G protein-coupled receptor signaling pathway. The record is from RefSeq and is a predicted model, not a curated record. The transcript has a single exon.